Molecule: messenger RNA, 2157 nt
Organism: Phodopus roborovskii (desert hamster)
Lineage: Eukaryota; Metazoa; Chordata; Mammalia; Rodentia; Cricetidae
Gene: Idua
Product: alpha-L-iduronidase
Exons: 14
Coding region: 37-1968 (643 amino acids)
Biological process (GO): carbohydrate metabolic process
Molecular function (GO): L-iduronidase activity
Source: RefSeq, a predicted model, not a curated record
AGGCUUGCAGAUCGGGAGCGCCAGGGUACCUUAGCUAUGCGCUCACCACAUCCCCCCUCUGCUACGCUGGCGUUUCUAGCUGCGUUCUUGGCCAAGCCCUUGGCUCUGGCUGAGACCCCAUACCUGGUGCGUGUGGACGCAGCCCUCCCGCUUAGGCCUCUGCUGCCCUUUUGGAAGAGCACCGGCUUCUGCCCCCCACUACCUCACGACCAAGCUUACCAGUUCGACCUUAGUUGGGACCAGCAACUGAACCUUGCCUACAUAGGUGCCGUACCUCACAGUGGCAUCGAGCAGGUCCGGAUACACUGGCUGCUGGAUCUCAUUACAACAAGAAAGUCAUCUGGGCAGGGACUGAUAUACAACUUCACACACUUGGAUGCAUUCCUGGACCUCCUCAUGGAGAACCAGCUCCUCCCUGGAUUUGAGCUGAUGGGCAGUCCUUCUGGGCACUUCACAGACUUUGAGGACAAGCAGCAGGUGUUUGAAUGGAAGGACUUGGUUUCUCUCUUGGCCAGGAGAUAUAUUGGUAGGUAUGGGCUGACACAUGUUUCCAAGUGGAACUUCGAGACUUGGAAUGAACCAGACCAUCACGACUUUGACAAUGUGUCCAUGACUAUACAAGGCUUCCUGAACUACUAUGAUGCCUGCUCUGAGGGGCUGCACAAUGUCAGUCCUAUGUUGAGGUUGGGUGGUCCUGGGGAUUCCUUCCACCCCCUGCCAAAGUCACCAAUGUGUUGGAGCCUCCUGCAUCACUGUGCCAAUGGAACCAACUUCUUCACUGGUGAGGUGGGCGUGCGUCUGGAUUAUAUCUCCCUGCACAGGAAGGGUGCAGGCAGCUCCAUGGCCAUCCUGGAGCAGGAGGUGGCAGUUGUGGAGCAAAUCCAGCAGCUCUUCCCUGAGUUCAAGGACACCCCUAUUUACAAUGACGAGGCAGACCCUCUGGUGGGUUGGUCACUUCCACAACCUUGGAGAGCUGAUGUGACUUAUGCGGCCUUGGUGGUGAAGGUCAUUGCACAGCACCAGAACCUGCUGUUUGCCAAUAGCAGUUCCUCCAUGCGCUAUGUGCUCCUGAGCAAUGACAAUGCCUUCCUGAGCUACCACCCACAGCCUUUCUCCCAGCGAACACUUACUGCUCGCUUUCAGGUCAACAAUACUUGCCCACCCCAUGUCCAGCUCCUGCGAAAGCCAGUCCUUACAGUCAUGGGGCUGUUGGCCCUGUUGGAUGGAGAACAACUCUGGGCAGAGGUGUCACAGGCUGGGGCUGUGUUGGACAGCAAUCACACAGUGGGUGUCCUGGCCAGCAUCCAUCGCCCUAAAGUCUCCUCAGAGGCCUGGCGUGCCACAGUCCUGAUCUAUACUAGUGAUGACACUCACGUACACCUCAACCGCAGUAUCCCUGUGACUCUUCACCUUUGUGGAGUACCCCCUGGCUUGGGGCUAGUCUAUGUAGUUCACUACCUAGACAAUCAACUCUGCAGCCCCUACAGUGAGUGGCAGCAUAUGGGCCAGCCAGUCUUCCCCUCUGCCGAGCAAUUCCGACAUAUGCGAAUGCUGGAGGACCCAGUGGUUGAGGCACCACUUCCCUUCCCUGCUGGGGGCUGCCUGACUCUACACAGAAAGGUUUCUUUGCCAUCACUUCUGCUGGUGCAUGUAUGCACACGCCCCUUGAAGCCACCAGGGCAGGUUAGCCAGCUCCGUGCACUGCCCCUGACACGUGGGCAGUUGGUUCUGGUCUGGUCGGAUGAGCAUGUGGGCUCCAAGUGCCUGUGGACAUAUGAGAUCCAGUUCUCCCAGAAGGGUGAAGUGUAUGCCCCAAUCAGCAGGAGACCGUCUACUUUUAACCUCUUUGUGUUCAGCCCAGACACAGCUAUGGUCUCUGGCUCCUAUCGAGUACGAGCAUUGGACUACUGGGCCCGGCCAGGCCCCUUCUCAGACCCUGUGAUUUACCUGGAUAUUCCUGCCUCAUGAAGGCCACUGGCUCCUAGUGGGCCUCUGCUGACUGGUAAAUGGGGUCACUCAGGUUGAACUGGCCUACCAUUAGCUAGUCAGUUGACUUUGGGCUCCUUUGUUGUUCCCCCAUUUCCUAUUAAAGUAUCUUUCACUAUCUCAGUCUUGGGAUCUACUUUUUGGAUGAACAUUACAGAGUGCCCAGCUGGA